CUGGCUGGCUGCAUGAGCUCCAUAUGCAGCAGGCACUUUCCUGAUCACCUAGAGCACUCUUCUCUACAUCUCCUCCACUUCAUGAUCUGCUUUUCCCCUCGAUCACACUCACUCGUUUGAUUCAGUCUCUGAUUGGAUUUAUACCUAUACAUGAUCAAACACAUAAUAGAUUGAUCUCCGUCUGGUGGGGUACACCAGAGGGGAGGGGUGGAGGCAGGACACUUUUUUUUUUAUUUCCUUGCAUGAGUGAGGACAGAAGCAAGAAGCCACAGCUGAGAAAGAAUAGGAGCAGGAGCUGUCUUUAUUGACCUCACCCCCUCCCUUUUUUUCACCCCGAUCCUUCUGUAACUCAGCCAGCUCGGGCGAUCCUUAGCCAGACCUGCAAUGUCCUAUCCUCAGGGUUACCUCUACCAGCCCCCUGGCUCCUUGGCUCUAUACUCCUGUCCGGCUUAUGGGGCUUCAGCGCUGGCCGCCCCUAGGAGCGAGGAGCUGGCCAGGUCUUCGUCCGGCUCAGCUUUCAGCCCUUACCCGGGAUCGGCUGCUUUCAGUGCCCAAGCGGCCACAGGUUUCAGCAGCCCUCUGCAGUACUCCAGCGACCCUGCCGGAUUCCCCGCUUACAUGGGACCUUAUGAUGCCCACACAUCUGGCAUGGCUGGGGCAAUCAGUUACCAUCCAUAUGGUAGCCCGGCUUACCCGUAUCAACUGAAUGACCCAGCUUAUAGGAAAAAUGCCACCAGGGACGCUACGGCCACCUUGAAAGCCUGGCUGCAGGAGCACAGGAAGAACCCUUACCCAACCAAAGGGGAGAAGAUCAUGUUGGCCAUCAUCACCAAAAUGACCCUCACCCAGGUCUCCACAUGGUUUGCCAACGCAAGGAGGAGGCUCAAGAAGGAAAACAAGAUGACCUGGGCACCUCGGAAUAAAAGCGAGGACGAAGACGAUGGUGAAGAUGAUGGGGAUGGAGAAAGAGUAAAAGAAGCCCAUUCAGAUAAGGUCCAUGACAACAACGAGACAUCAGCAGAGGAUGAAGGUAUCAGUCUGCAUGUAGACUCCCUCACAGAUCACUCCUGCUCUGCGGAAUCGGACGGAGAGAAGUUGCCCUGUAGGGUAGGGGACCGUCUUUGUGAAUCGGGUAAUGAAUCCAAGGACAAAUACGAUGACGAUGAAGACGACGACGAGAUUGAUGAAGAGGUUAGAGGAGUAAUCCCUGCUAAACCUGUGACCUCAUCCCCCCUUACUGGGGUCGAAGCACCUGUUCUCAAUCACCAGCACGAAGGGAGCCCUAGAAACUCAAACAAGUCGACUUUGGACAAUAGGAUUUCUUCAAGUUCCCAGACACAAACCAGCAAGCCCAAAUUAUGGUCGCUGGCUGAAAUAGCCACCUCAGACAUUAAACAUCAGAAUAUGAGUCAGAGCUGCCCACCUACCGCUUUGUCUUCUGCCACAUCAGCAUCUGCAUCUCACAGCUCUGCAUACCCUUCUUCUUCCAUUUUGGGGAGGCACAUUUACUACACAUCGCCUUUUUAUAGCAAUUAUACGAACUAUGGAAAUUUUAAUGCCCUCCAAAGUCAAGGCAUCUUGCGAUACAACUCAACAGCAGUGACUUCCAGCGAAGGACUUAAUCAGACCAUUCUGAGCAGUAGCUCUGUGCACAAACACUCCAGUGACUCUAUAAAAACCACCAGCACUCAACUCGAUCAACACUACAGAUCCAAUACUUUCGAAUCGAAAAAAGAUCCCUCCGAAGUCUGCACAGUAGGAGUACAACCAUACCUAUAGAUGUGCAAUCAGACUGCACUACAAGUAGGUGUCACAAUUGCUUUGAAAAAAGUCAGAUCACAUCUUGUGCCACGGUAGAGGAGAAGAUACACAAGAGCACUAUUAAACCCACAGACUCUUUUUAAACAAUACAAGAAAACUCCCUUUGACAUAUGUGAAAUUAUUCGUAUAAUAUAUAGUUAUCUUCAUGUAUAUUUGUGACUUUAUUUUCCAAAACAACCUGUUUUUUUCUCAGGAUAUCUUGACUUGAUCACAUUCAUUGCCACCAUAGGUGUGUUAGAAUUUUAUUGUAAAGAAUGAAAAGAAGGGGAAAAAUAUUUGUAAUAGAUGUAUAAAAUAGAGACAAUAAUUCGCGAUUCAUGAACUGGAGUACUUAAAACAGCGAGAUAAAAAAAACAAAAAAACAAAAACAGAUUUGAUAUUUAUUUUUGUAAUGAUAUUAAAGCUUCUAGUAAUUUAUGCAAGUUGUAUUGCAAUGAAAUGAAACUUUUUUUUGUAAAUAAACCUUGCCUGGUUUUUAUUUGAAAAAAAA
This is a messenger RNA of Spea bombifrons (plains spadefoot toad), 2311 nucleotides long. It is a transcript of the gene IRX2, whose product is annotated as iroquois homeobox 2. Gene Ontology annotation, cellular component: nucleus. Lineage: Eukaryota; Metazoa; Chordata; Amphibia; Anura; Pelobatidae. Gene Ontology annotation, molecular function: DNA-binding transcription factor activity, RNA polymerase II-specific; RNA polymerase II cis-regulatory region sequence-specific DNA binding. The record is from RefSeq and is a predicted model, not a curated record. Bases 385 to 1779 code for a protein of 464 amino acids. Gene Ontology annotation, biological process: cell development; neuron differentiation; regulation of transcription by RNA polymerase II. The transcript is spliced from 6 exons.